AGAGAAAGAGAAGAGAAAGAGAAAGAGAAAGAGAAAGAGAAAGAGAGUCUCUCUUACAAAACAACAAUACCUUCUUCUGGAAAGCUCUGUAAGAUAGAAAGAAAGAAAGAGUGAAUUUCAGUUCAUACUCUUUCACUGCCAUUGACGCACCUUGGUAUAUGCUCGCGUACCGACAAAGUCUAAACACCUCUCUCUCUCCUUCUUCUUCUUAGAACUUAGAUUGUGGGUCUUCGCCUGAGGUUGGUGUUGUUCGUUUAUGGACCUGAGUGGAGGAUUUGGAGCUAGAUCCGACGGCGGUGGUGCCACCCGGGAAGCUACUGGGCUUGAAUCGCUUCAUCUCGGAGAUGAAUUUCGGCAACUACCUUCGGAUAACAACGCUGGUGGUGGGUUCACGCCGUUGCUUGAGCUUCCGUCUACACAACCCGUAAGGCUUCUCUAUUUCACGGACUCUUCGUCUUCUUCACCUCAAGCCGCGGCCGUCACCGGAAUAUCUCCUCCACAGGUUCACUCCUACGGGACUCUGACUUUUCCUUCUAACUCAGUCCUCAUGGAGCGAGCAGCUCGUUUCUCGGUGAUUGCCACUGAGCAUCAGCAACACGGUAAUCUCUCCGGUGAGACCGCUACGAGCUCUGUACCUUCCAACAAUUCCAGCGUUAAAACUGAGACUAAUUCAUCCCAAGUGGUGGAGAAGCAGAGCAAUCGAUCUGGAAAGAGGAAAGAUUCCGACAAGAAGGCUAGAAGCUCCACGAAUAAGAAGAAGAACAAAAGCUCUGAAGAGAACGAGAAGCUUCCAUAUGUUCACGUUAGAGCUCGCCGUGGUCAAGCAACAGAUAGCCAUAGCUUAGCUGAACGAGAAAGAAGAGAGAAGAUUAAUGCACGGAUGAAGCUGCUUCAAGAACUAGUCCCAAGCUGUGAUAAGAUUCAAGGUACAGCCUUGGUGCUGGAUGAAAUCAUUAACCAUGUCCAGUCUUUACAACGUCAAGUGGAGAUGCUAUCAAUGAGACUUGCUGCAGUAAACCCCAGAAUCGACUUUAAUCUAGACACCAGAUUGGCUUCACCAAACGGUUCUUUAAUGGAUGGGAGCUUCAACGGUACAGCAAUGCAAGUUACUUGGCCUCAUCAAGUGACUGAGACAGAACAGUCCUAUCAUCACCACCGGCAACUGCAACAACCACCACCACAACAAUGGCCUUUCGAUGGCUUGAACCAGAGGGUUUGGGGAAGAGAGGAGAAUCAAGAUCAUGGCAGUGACCACAAUAGUUUGAUGGUGGACUUUACUAAUUUGCACCCAAAUCAGGUUAAAGCGGAGUUGUAAGUAAGGGGAAAUUAGAUUAUGAAUGUGUCUAUAUAUCAUGUAACCUUGUCCCUAUAAUUAUAAAUGUAUAAGGAUUAGAUAUAUGUUAAAAAGGUAUCGGUCAUUUGAUUCAGAGAGACAGACCUGGUGUAUGAUUAUUUCUCACUUUACCAGAUUUCCACAAUGUAGAAUUUAGAAUAUGUAGGUGCUUACUGCUCAACUAGUAGAGA
Molecule: messenger RNA, 1524 nt
Organism: Eruca vesicaria subsp. sativa (arugula)
Lineage: Eukaryota; Viridiplantae; Streptophyta; Magnoliopsida; Brassicales; Brassicaceae
Source: the annotation of a GenBank genome assembly